Fusarium verticillioides 7600 is the source of this 1895-nucleotide messenger RNA. RefSeq lists its product as hypothetical. NCBI's taxonomy places the organism in Eukaryota, Fungi, Ascomycota, Sordariomycetes, Hypocreales, Nectriaceae. The coding region runs from base 198 to 1709 and encodes 503 amino acids. The record is from RefSeq and is a predicted model, not a curated record. The transcript has 3 exons. Gene Ontology annotation, cellular component: nucleus. Gene Ontology annotation, molecular function: zinc ion binding.
CUACUUGCGCUGUUGGUACCAUAGCGACCAGAGGGAAGCUGCUGAAGCUACAACAUCAUCACCUCUUGUCGAUUUGUUGUUGUAACAAUACAAACCUUGACCAAAAUUCCGUCUUUAUUGAGCCAAAUAUACAUGUAGACCGCGUUCUCCAGCCGAAACCCGUGGACCGAAACAAAGAGCCUUGCCACGUUCGCAAUAUGUCGACGAACGCAACGAAACGCAAAUUCAAUACCUUAUUGCAGGGCUUAGGAUCAUCAAGCUCGAAAGCCGCCAACGACACGUCGGCGCACGAGACCGGCUCGCCAUCAAAUCGCUCAACUGCUUCUCCUGGCUCAGAAACUCGUCUAUCCGGCGCAGAUGCCGAAUUACUUCAAAAGCGUCGAAGGCUAGGCUUUCCGGACUCAACAGCACCCAGAGCUGGCAAAAAAACAAACCUAUCUGCGACCCUCUCUGCUAUCGUUUCCCGACCUACACUAGCACAAGACUCGUCCAAGAGAUCUACAGGGGGACCCGCGCGAUAUGCACCAACCGAUCGAGGAGACCUUUUGAAAAGGCUCGGCACGUUCCAAGAAAUAACAGACUGGACUCCAAAGCCGGAUAAAGUGAACGAGAUAGAAUGGGCAAAGCGUGGAUGGGUUUGUCGUGGCAAGGAAACUGUUCGAUGCCUUCUCUGCCAUCGAGAAUUGGUCGUCAAACUCAAUCGCAAGGUUGUGGAUGGAAAGGAGGUUCCUGUUCUUGUGGCAUCUGAGAUAGAGGAUGCAUUGGUAGACAAGUAUGCCGAUCUCAUUGUUACUUCACACCAGGACGAUUGUCUCUGGCGUAAGCGGGGCUGUGAUGAUUCCCUUCUCCGGUUGUCCUUAACCAAUGCAACUACGAGUCUUGCGGCUUUACGUGAGCGCUAUGAUGAGCUGCUAGCGCGAAAAUCAUUCUUGCCCUAUGAGUUCAACCUUCGAUUGCCAGAGGAGUUAAACUUGGACGAUGUUCUUUCGCAUCUACCGAAAGACUUCUUCACCAAGCCCCCACCAGCAAAGGAGGUUGAGGCCCAGCCAAACCGGGUCGCACUAUCGCUUGCCUUGAUGGGAUGGCAAGGCCUCAAUAACGCUCGUAUCGGUGCGGUGCCAAACUCGGCAUCAUGCCAUACCUGUCUCAGGCGACUAGGAUUGUGGAUGUUUAAGAGCAAGGAAGUGGGUGGGAAUAAUGAGGUUCUGGUACCGGCCCCUAUGGACUUCUUGGACCCAGCUCGAGAGCAUCGCUUCUUCUGCCCAUGGGCGAACUCUGAGACCCAGAAGCAGGCACAUUCCCAGAAGGCUUCUGGGCAGGUUUUGCCAGGCUGGAAGGUGCUGUUGCGAACCAUCGCAAAUGAAGCACAUCUUCGCAGUGUUUAUGAGGGGCGUUCGCCUGCGAGACCGCGAACCGAACGAUCAAUGGGAGCACCAUCUACACCUCAGAGGCCUGGAACGGCCGCAUCCAUCAACACACCAGUUCAGACCCCUGGUUCCGUUGGGGCAGGUCUUGACAAUGUUGAAGAAGAUGAGAAAGAGAGAGACGUAAAAGAUAAGGAGAGAUGGGCGAGGUUGAAGAGAGUCAAGAGUUUGUUUGAUACGAAAGGGAGCAGGAAGCUGAGGCACCCGAUAAGCAAGUCCAUUAGUAGACCCGGAACUGCGACUUCGACAAAGUCGGCCAAAUCAAAUGGAGGCCAGGCGGAAUGAUGAGUAGAGUCUCUGCAUUUGUUUGUAAUACUUUUGAUGAUACCAGAGUUGUGAUAUUAGCAUAGGUAGUGGCAAGACACAGACGGGCAACUACCCCCUUCAGGGCUGUAUUAAUACAUUAUUAAAGCCGGGGCUGGCUCUCACACCAACUUGCUUCUCUACAUAUGAAGUAUUUUGAUCCUGUCG